Messenger RNA from Xenopus tropicalis (tropical clawed frog), 7532 nucleotides. RefSeq names its product glyoxalase domain-containing protein 5. The coding region runs from base 42 to 389 and encodes 115 amino acids. The record is from RefSeq and is a predicted model, not a curated record. Lineage: Eukaryota; Metazoa; Chordata; Amphibia; Anura; Pipidae. The transcript is spliced from 6 exons.
GUGUCUCAUUCAGUCCGGAACCUGCAGCUCCCACUGCAGAUAUGUUCCCCCUCUGCCGCCUGCUUGCCAGCCGUGCCCAGGUCCCUUCCCACCUGGUUCGCUAUCUUUCCGACUCUCAGCCUCCCUUCUGCAUCCAACGCCCGGACCCCCUGGUGCUGACUGUGCGCAGCCUGGACAGAACCAUCAACUUGUACACUAAGGUGCUGGGCAUGGAAGCCACAACCUUCAAGGGAGGCAGGAAGGCUCUGAGCUUUGGGGUGCAAAAGAUUAAUCUGCAUGAGGCUGGGAAAGAAUUUGAACCGAAAGCGGCUGUCCCCUCCCCGGGAUCAGCUGACCUGUGUCUCAUCACCGAGGCGCCACUCAGCACUGUAGCGCAACACCUAAAGUGACGGGAGAAUUUCUGAACUGCGAGGGAUCCGGGCUGUACCUGCCGCAGAGCUGCUGUAACCAUAGCUGUGUGCCAAACGCAGAGGCAUCUUUUCCAAACAACAACUUUAUCCUCCAUCUCACUGCUUUGGAAGAUAUCCAGCCUGGAGAGGGAGAACGACCUAUUCGUGUGUUCCUGCCCCAAGUGCCUAGCGCAAGCUGAUGACCCCGACAUCACAUCCGAGGAAGAAGAGGAGGAGGAGGAUGCUGAGCUGGAAGGGGAAGCAGAGGAUGCAGAGCUGGAGGAUGAGAUGACGGACGUGUGAAAUGAGAACUUUGUCUCCGCCCCUUUCCAUCAUGUCCAAUCACAGACCAAACUGUUCAACUCUCUUCCACUGCCAUUUCUAGUCACUCACUUGAGCUGUUCCCAGUCCGAGCAUUGUGAUUGGUUGAGCCAGUUACUGGCGGAACACUCAUUAUCUGUCAUUUGUCGUGUUGCACUUGGAAUGUUUCAUUUGCCCCAGCUUGUGGGGGGGGACCUCCUACUUCUUUAUGAGCUCUAUACUGUAUGCCACGUGACCCCACUCAGCUGGUUUGCAUGUCACUGCCCAACCAUAUUCCUUAUGUGCCGCAUAACCACUGUAGCCAGGGGGCGCCGGUGGGGGUGCAGCAAUAGACAGCGCUUAGGAUUUCUGUUUGCCCAGAAUGAUUUUUGCUUGAUUUGUAGAUCCCACCAGCUUCCAGGUGUGUAAUAGGUAACUAGAUUCCUUAUUUAUAUCAUAGCCGCCUCUCGCCAGCCCGGUGCCACCAACCUCAGUACCACACAGGCAUGUUUCAUCUCUGCACUGCCUGCUCCUCUCAGGAACAAUACCCCAAGUCCGGCCAAACACAACAACAACUACACCCUGAAACAAAACAAACAAACAAACUAAAUGCAAAUUAAACAACAUUUUGGAGGAACAACUUAGCAAAAAAGGGAUUUCUUUACUUACCGUAAAAUCCUUUUCUCUCUAGUCCUAUGGGGGACACAGGAACCAUGGGGUUAAAUCCCCUCCCAUCAGGAGGCAGGACACUUUUACAGAGCUGAAUCCUCCUCCUCCCUAUAUAAUGCCCUUCUCCCACCAGGAACUCAGUUAUGUAACAAGAAUCGAGCAAAAUGCUAACCAUAACUUAACUAUGUUUAAACUUGGCUGAGAAGAACGAGAUAUCUCCCUUGUUUUCUGGGAUGGGAGGUCCUGUGUCCCCCAUAGGACUAGAGAGAAAAGGAUUUUACGGUAAGUAAAGAAAUCCCUUUUUCUCAUACGUCCUGGGGGACACAGGAACCAUGGGGACAUACCAAAGAGUCCCCUAACAGGGAGGGAGAAAACAGAUAACUCAGGUAUUAUUAAGGCAACCUUAUUUACGAUACUACAGCUUGUUGUACCUUGCGCCCAAAUGCCGCUUGAGCGGAUGCAAAUGUAUCAAACCUGUAGAAUUUUGUAAAUGUAUGUGCAGAGGACCAGGUUGCCGCCCUGCACAACUGUUCGGCUGACGCCAUGUUCCUACAAGCCCAUGAAGUACUGAUUGCUCUUGUAGAAUGGGCUGUAAUUCUAAACGGAGGUGGUCUUUGGAGAGAAAUGUAUGCCUGACGCACCGUUUCCUUAAUCCAUCUGGCUAUCGUGGCCUUAGACGCUGGUAGUCCUUUUCUGCUGCCAGACGGGAUGACAAAUAGUGAUUUAGAUCUACGGAAAUGAGCCGUGUGAUCCACAUAUGUAUGUAAGGCCCUUACCACAUCCAGAUUAUGUAGCUUGGCUUCUUUCUCAUUCUUGGGAGAAGAACAAAAUGAUGGAAUCACUAUCUCCUCGUUCAAGUGAAAAGAUGAUACCACCUUUGGCAAAAAUGACGGCAUCGUUCUCAACACUGCCUUUUCCUUGUGGAAUAUUAAAUAUGGAGAUUCACAAGACAAUGCAUUCAGUUCCGAAACCCUACGAGCUGAAGAAAUUGCCAACAAAAAUACUACCUUCCAUGUCAGCCAUCGUAGUUCUAUGAUAGAUAAUGGCUCGAAUGGAGAAUUUAUCAGAGCCGAAAGUACCACGUUGAGGUCCCAAGGAGGAACUGGUGAUCUCACUGGUGGUGCGAUAUGAGCUACCCCCUGCAGAAACGUUCUUACAUCUUCCUGCAACGCAAGUCGUGAUUGUAGAAGGAUUGAGAGAGCCGACACCUGGACCUUAAGAGUCCCUAGGCUUAAACCCUUCUGCAGACCAUCCUGCAAGAAUUGAAGAACCAUGGGAACCCUUGCACCCUGGUAUGGAAUUCUUCUAUCGAAGCACCAUUCCAUGAAUAGCUUCCAAAUCCUAUGGUAUGCCUUGGAAGAUACUUUCUUCCUGGCCUUAAUCAUCGUUUGUGCCACUUCAGAAGAAAAACCCUUUCUGGUCCAGAUUAGUUUCUCAAUUUCCAUGCCAUCAAAUUGAACAUUCCUGGAUUGGGAUGUAGAAUCGGUCCCUGGUGUAGUAGAUCUCUUCUUUGUGGUAACCUUAUUGGUGCUUCCACUGAAAGAUUCAUCAGAGGUGUAAACCACGACCUCCUUGGCCAGUAUGGUGCUAUGACAAUGAACGUACCCUUCUCUUGCUUUAUUCUCUUUAGAAUACGUGGCAACAUCGCUAUUGGAGGGAAUACGUACGCUAGUGAGCAUACCCAUCUCGCUGUCAUGGCAUCCGUUUCCUCUGCCAGAGGAUCCCUUGUCUUUGCUAUGAAUCUGUCUGUCUUUCGGUUGUGACGGGACGCCAUGAGGUCCAGAUCUGGUUGACCCCAUCUGGCCGUGAUGAAUUCGAAGACCUCUCUGUUCAGUUCCCACUCUGUCGGAUCCACAUGAUGCCGACUUAGAUAAUCCGCCUCCCAGUUUUCCACUCCUGGUAUGUGGACCGCUGAGAUCUGGUUUACUCUUGUCUCUGCCCAACAGAAUAUCUUGCUUAUCUCGUUUGCAGCAGCAAGGCUCUUUGUCCCUCCUUGUCUGUUUAGAUACGCUACAGCCGUAGCGUUGUCCGACUGGAUUCGAACGUCUCGGUCUGUCAACUGAUCCUCCCAGUGAAUUACCGCUUGGAAGAUUGCCCUGAUCUCCAAUAUAUUUAUUGGGAGUUUUCUUUCCGACUCUGACCAUAGGCCCUGGGCGAUCUGUGUCUGGAAUGUUGCUCCCCAACCCGACAGACUGGCAUCUGUCGUUAUCACCUUCCAUGCUGGUUCCUCUAUUGACCGUCCUUGAGACAGAUGUGUUGGUACUGUCCACCACUGCAAGGAUCUCCUUGCCAAGAUAUUGAGAUUUAUUCUGUGGGAAAGGCAUUCGUAUUUCUUCCAUUCCAAUAUUAUGUUCCGUUGUAGGUGUCUGAUAUGAAACUGCGCUAAUCGAACAGCUUCCGUUGAGGAUACCAUCAUUCCCAGCACUUUCAUGCAGUGGCGAAUUGAUGGCUUUGGAAUUGUCUGUAGGUCCUGUACCGAUGAGAUAAGUCUGUGUACCUUCUCUUCCGGGAGAAGAACCUUUCCCUGAAGGGUGUCGAAAAGAAAUCCCAGAAAAUGCAUCCUCUGGGAUGGGACAAGGCACGAUUUUUGUCUGUUGAUUGUCCACCCGAAAUCCUGCAGAGUCUGCAUGGUCCUUUCCAGAUCCCUCUCUGCUUGAUGCUGUGAUCGAGCCUUGACCAAUAGGUCGUCCAAGUAUGGAGUGAUACACACUCCUUGGACUCGGAGGUGGGCUGCCAUUGUAGCCAUUAUUUUUGUGAAUAUUCGAGGUGCUGAUGAAAGCCCGAAGGGUAAGGCAGUAAACUGAAAAUGCCGACCUCGGAAUGCGAACCGAAGAUACGCUUGAUGAGGCGGGAAUAUUGGAACAUGAAGGUACGCGUCUUUCAUGUCCAGGGAUGUCAAAAAUUCCCCUGGUUCCAUUGCUCGAAUUACCGAACGUACCGACUCCAUCUUGAAUCGCCGAUAAACAAUCCAUUUGUUUAGGCGUUUGAGAUCGAGAACCGGGCGGAAUGUCCCAUUCUUUUUUGGAACCACGAAAAGGUUUGAAUAGAAACCUGUGAAUUGAUGAGCUGGAUGUACUGGAAUCACCACAUUGGAUUGAAUCAGUUCCUCUACCACCGAAAGGAAGGCAGACUGUUUUAGAGGGUCUUUUGGCACCCUGGAGAUAAAGAAUCUUGUGGGGGGGAGUCGACGGAACUCGAGUUGAUAACCUGAUGAAAUGGUUUCGAUUACCCAGGGAUCUGCUAUGUGCUUUGUCCAAUUUUCUACAAAGUGUUGCAGCUUUCCCCCUACUGGCAGAUCUAUUUGUGAUCUGACCGGCCAGUCAUGCUGACGACUGUUUGUCGUUGGGAGUCUUGUUUGCAGAUUUUCUGGAUUGCCAGGAAGGCUUGCCCUUUGGGCUGUAUCUUCCCUUAUGGUGAAAUUGUCUGGUUGGGGAUGAGCUCUUGGAGUUGCGAAAUCCUUGGCUCUGAAAAAAUCUCCUCUUUCCUGUUGAGAAGUUGUUCUUGGGCUUUGUUUGGGGUAACAGGGUACUCUUACCCCCCGUAGCUUGGGAAAUAAUUUUUUCCAGCUCCUCACCAAAUAGACGUGAACCCUUAAAUGGUAGUGAGGUAAGAGAUCUUUUUGAGCUCAGGUCCGCCGACCAGAGACGAAGCCAUAAUGCACGGCGUGCCGCGACUGACAGAGCCGAGGAACGCGCCACCGCUUUUAGAACGUCUAAGGAAGCAUCACUCAGGUAGGAGCUUGCUUCCUGAAUACGUAAGACUGACAUUUCAAUAUCCUCUACGGAAGAUUCCUCUCGGAUCCCCGUGAGGAUGAGUUCUGACCAUGCCUCCAGGGCUCUACUUACCCAUGCCAUAGCAAUGACUGGGCGAAGAGCUGCCCCCGAGGCUGUGUAUAUAGCUUUAAGGAAUCCUUCUAGCUUUUUAUCAGUGGCAUCCUUAAAUGCUGAAGCAUCUGGGACUGGUAGUGCGGUGCUUUUUGAGAGCCGAGACACUGGUGCGUCCACUACAGGGGGACUACCCCACUUCUCUACCUCCUCCUUAGGGAUGGGGUAAAGUUUUGCAAAUUUCUUAGUAAUCUGAAACUUGUGUUCAGGUGUAUUCCAUUCCUCCUGUAUAAUGGCCUGUAAUUGCUCAUGUAUAGGGAAGGAAAUGGAAUGAUCAGCCGUCCUGCGGAAUAACCCUUUUGACUGUUUGGAAGUAGACGCAGGCUCUUCGACCUUAAGCACCUCCAUUACUGCGGUGAUUAGGUCGUCUACCUUAUUAGAAUGGUCUGCUGCGACUGAGGGAUCCUCUCCUUCAGAUACUGAAGGUGAGAGUUCCCCUUCGCUGAGUGGUUCUUCCUCAGAAUCUGAGGAGGACCCAAGUGUGUUGUGUGAGUCGCUAGUUGCUGCAGCUUUGCGCUUGAGCUGUCUCCUGGUAGUACCAGGGGAGGAAAGUUUUUCUAGAACUUUGUCUAGAGAUGAUGCCAAAAGGGGUAUCCCUUGCAGUGCUGAUAGUGAUUGGGACAGAGAUAUGGCCCAUGCUGGCGCAGCAGGGUUACCCGUGGUCACAGGCACAGAUGGACCCGGAGGGUCCGCAGGCAUAUUUUCUCCCAUAACCGGUGUUAUUGGCAAAGCCAAUGUAGGGGCUGAGGCAUCCGCCGGUUUGGCAGUAGUACUGGACUUACAAACUGGAUCCUUCUGCCCAGACUUGAAUUUUGUCUUGCACUGCGCACAUGCCAAGAAUAAUACCUUAGAGUUCUGUCUUUCCCCCCUGAGAAAUAUAGAGUCACUCUUUCCCUCAGCCAUCUUUAAUAUUAUCCCCUUCUAGUACCCUAGUACCUGGUGCGGGUAUGAGCAGAACAAUGGGGAGAAAAGGAGUCAGCCCGUAAUGGCGGUGAGAGAGGGACUGUGCUGCGUCCUUCUCCUUCCGUGUCUUUGGCGCCAAUGAGUGGGUUGCGGCGUAGUCUCGCGUUAGUAGCGUACCAGAGUGACGCGUACCCGGAAGUACCGCCCCCCGCUGUCGGAUGUGCACGCAUGGUGAAUUGCGUGCGCAACCUUGGCACGAAACGUUCCCCACGCUGUGUUGCUCCGUUGCCCCCCCGGUGCCCCCACCGCCAUAGGCCACUUCAUUUACCUUCCCCUAUCUUGUGUUCCCCCCAUAGGGGAGGUGGGCUGUAGCGGGUGGCGCGUACCUUUGGUUCGCAUCGGCAUCCUGGGCAGUGGGGCUUCCCCGUACUACUGGCAGCAUUUUUUCCCCGCCGUAGUGGGAAAUUACUGGGGGAGGUUAGAGGGAACCUCUCACUCCCCCCUUGGGCUUAUGGGCCCGUUAUCACCGGCCUUAGUCCUGUCAGGGACCGCCUGUGUUCAGACUCCCGCGUUGGGGGCUGACACGUUGAGCACAGCAAGCUGUCUCAGGUCAUACCCCUGGUGAUGAGGCUAAUCCCCAAACCGACGCUUUCCUUGUGUUGGGCCUACUAAAGGCCUUUGUCAAACCUCCUGAUUUUGCGAGGACACAUUAAAAACUGAGUUCCUGGUGGGAGAAGGGCAUUAUAUAGGGAGGAGGAGGAUUCAGCUCUGUAAAAGUGUCCUGCCUCCUGAUGGGAGGGGAUUUAACCCCAUGGUUCCUGUGUCCCCCAGGACGUAUGAGAAAAACAGAUUUAUGCAUGCAGAAGGACAAUGGCGGUAACGAAUAAGGGAGCCUGCUGGUGCUGUUGAGCCCAGUAUGUUACAUGGCUACUCUUGGAACUCAUAUGUAUUGGUUACUCUUCUAAGAUACUAAUAGAGCGCACCUCUAACUUAGCCUUGUUUCCUUCGGCAAGAGAGACUGGAAACUUUCAUAGGACUCAGGAGCUGUAAAGAAACAUGAAGUAUUUUAUAAUGAGAAACUGUGGGUUUGUAUAUGUGGGACAGAGACCCUCUUAAGUACACUAGCGUUAUAUGACCUGGCUGAAGCACACAGGGUGGCAACUGUCUGGACUAUCCCACAGCUACAUGCCCCAAAACCAAAAAGACAGCUAUGCACCCAUAUGUGGCCAUAUCCAAAAGACAACUCAAGAGCUAUUUAGGCCAUAUAUGAGUCUGUGCCCUCUAGUGGGAGAUGUAGGGCACUACACAAUGUGUUUCACAAAGUACAUAUAGGACCCUCUGUGACCUGAUGCUCAGUUAUAAAGACAAGAGUCAUACCAGCAAAAGU